AUGGCAGCAGCAAAUCCCACCAACGUUAUUCGGAGGAAACUCGUCAUUGUAGGGGACGGUGCUUGCGGAAAGACUAGUUUGCUUAGCGUCUUCACACUUGGAUAUUUCCCUACCCACUACAUUCCUACCGUCUUCGAGAACUACGUCACAGAUUGCAGAGUAGAUGGAAAGUCGGUGCAGCUUGCGCUAUGGGAUACCGCCGGACAAGAGGACUACGAGCGGCUACGUCCCCUCGCCUACUCCAAGGCGCACGUCAUCCUGGUCGGCUUCUCCAUCGACACGCCCGAUUCACUCGACAACGUCAAGCACAAGUGGGUGGAAGAGGUUACCCGACUCUGCGAAGGCGUCCCCAUCAUCCUCGUCGGACUGAAGAAGGAUCUCCGCGAAGACCCCGUAGCGAUUGAGGAAAUGCGAAAGAAGUCGAUGCGCUUUGUCACACACCAAGAGGGCGACGCUGCCGCCAAGGAGAUUGGAGCCCGGAAAUACCUCGAAUGCUCCAGUUUGAGCGGCGAGGGCGUCGACGAUGUCUUUGAGGCCGCCACUCGCGCCGCCUUGUUGACCUUCGAGAAGGGCGAGGGAGGCGGCUGCUGCGUCAUUCUGUGA
Molecule: messenger RNA, 603 nt
Organism: Colletotrichum abscissum
Lineage: Eukaryota; Fungi; Ascomycota; Sordariomycetes; Glomerellales; Glomerellaceae
Product: GTP-binding protein rho2
Exons: 5
Coding region: 1-603 (200 amino acids)
Biological process (GO): small GTPase-mediated signal transduction
Cellular component (GO): cytosol
Molecular function (GO): GTPase activity; GTP binding; protein kinase binding
Source: RefSeq, a predicted model, not a curated record